Molecule: messenger RNA, 8216 nt
Organism: Harpia harpyja (harpy eagle)
Lineage: Eukaryota; Metazoa; Chordata; Aves; Accipitriformes; Accipitridae
Gene: PACS2
Product: phosphofurin acidic cluster sorting protein 2
Exons: 25
Coding region: 72-2768 (898 amino acids)
Biological process (GO): protein localization to plasma membrane
Molecular function (GO): transmembrane transporter binding
Source: RefSeq, a predicted model, not a curated record
CCCGCCGGGGAGGGGCGGCGGCGCAGGCGGCGGCGGCGGCGGCCCGGUGGGCGCGCGCCAGGCCAGCAGCGAUGGCGGCGGCGGCAGAACGGAGCCGCCUCAGCUUCCCGGGCGGUGCCGGGGCCCUGGGGCGGCCCGUGCCUAUGAACCUUUUCGCCACCUGGGAGAUCGACGGUUCCAGUCCGAGCUGCGUCCCCAGGUUGUGCAGCUUGACAUUAAAGAAACUGGUAGUCUUAAAGGAAUUGGAUAAGGAGCUUAUUUCUGGGGUCAUUGCUGUCAAAAUGCAGGGCUCCAAGCGCAUCCUGCGGUCUCACGAGAUUGUAUUGCCCCCGAGUGGACAUGUGGAGACGGAGCUUGCGCUGACCUUCUCCCUGCAGUACCCUCACUUCUUGAAGAGAGAAGGCAACAAGCUUCAGAUCAUGCUGCAACGGCGGAAGCGGUACAAGAACCGAACUAUUUUAGGCUACAAGACUUUGGCUGUGGGGUCUAUCAACAUGGCUGAGGUCAUGCAGCACCCAACAGAAGGUGGCCAGGUUCUGAGCCUUUUCAGCAACAUCAAAGAGGCUGCAGUGAAGGUAGCAGAAAUCUGGAUCUUCUCCUUGUCAAGUCAGCCAAUUGACCAUGAAGACAGUACUAUGCAGGCCAGCCAGAAAAUCAAGUCUACAGACAACUAUUCCGAGGAAGAGUACGAGAGCUUCUCUUCUGAGCAGGAGGCCAGUGAUGAUGCCGUACAGGGCCAGGAUUUGGAUGAUGAUGAGUUCGAGCUGGGGAAGCCCAAGAAGCAGCGGAGAUCGAUAGUAAGAACGACGUCCAUAACCAGGCAACAAAACUUCAAACAGAAGGUUGUGGCAUUGCUGAAGAGGUUUAAAGUGUCUGACGAGGUUCUGGAUUCAGAGCAGGACCCAGCGGAGCACGUUCCAGAGGUGGAAGAGGACUUGGACCUUCUGUAUGACACACUGGAUAUAGAGAACCCCAGUGACAGUGGGCCAGAAAUGGAGGAUGAUGACAGUGUCUUGAGCACUCCAAAGCCAAAGUUAAAACCUUAUUUUGAAGGACUGUCACACUCCAGCUCUCAGACAGAAAUUGGUAGCAUCCACAGCAUCAGGAGCCAGAGAGAGCCAUCAAGUCCUCAGGUAGAAGUGCCUGAAAAGACAAAGAGUCUUGGAACCAAACAUGCAGGCGACAGUAUUUCUGACACUGUCUCUUAUGAGUCUAACCAGCAAGCCGAGGUCCAAGAAGCUGAACUUCCCACACCUGAUGUGUUUGUUGAGAAGCUCCCACCCAGCGGGAAGAUCACCAAGACUGAGUCCCUCAUUAUCCCGUCCACCAGCAGGUCUGAAGGGAAGCAGACGGGACGUCGGGGAAGGAGCACAUCUCUGAAGGAGAGGCAGCCAGUGAGGCCGCAGAACGAGAGAGCAAACAGUCUGGACAAUGAACGCUCUCCAGACACCCGGCACCACUUACAGAUCCCCAGGAAAACCGUGUAUGACCAACUAAAUCACAUCCUAGUUUCCGAUGACCAGCUGCCGGAAAACAUUAUUCUUGUCAAUACUUCUGACUGGCAAGGCCAGUACCUAUCAGAUGUCUUGCAAAAGCAUACCUUGCCAGUGGUCUGCACAUGCUCCUCAGCUGAUAUUCAGGCAGCUUUCAGCACUAUUGUCUCCAGGAUACAGAGAUACUGUAACUGCAAUUCGCAGCCUCCAAACCCAAUUAAAAUUGCAGUGGCCGGAGCCCAGAAUUACCUCAGUGCUGUAUUGAGGCUCUUUGUAGAGCAGCUGUCUCACAAAACCCCAGACUGGCUCGGCUACAUGAGAUUUUUGAUCAUCCCUCUAGGCUCUCAUCCAGUGGCCAAGUAUCUGGGGUCUGUAGAUUAUAGAUACAACAACUUCUUCCAAGAUCUAGCCUGGAGGGAUCUGUUCAACAAACUUGAAGCACAGACCACUGUUCCAGAAACACCUGAUGUUGUCUCCAGGAUAACGCAGUAUAUAGCAGGGGCGAACUGUGCACACCAGUUGCCCAUUGCUGAAGCAAUGCUGACAUACAAGCAGAAAAGGAAAAAGAGCUUUCAUUUUGAUUUUACCAUAAGCCCUGAUGAAGAAUCUUCACAGAAGUUCAUUCCCUUUGUCGGGGUGGUGAAGGUUGGAAUAGUGGAACAAUCUUCUGCAACGUCAGGUGACUCUGAUGACGCAGCUCCCUCGAGCUCCAGUGUCCUUUCUUCUACCCCACCUUCUGUGUCUCCUGCUGUGAAAGAAGCCUCCCCCACACCACCUUCCUCACCGUCUGUCACAGGCAGCUUCUCAUCCUCAAGCCAGAGCCUUGGUGCUGAGUUGAUGGGCCUGCAGGUGGAUUACUGGAUUGCAGCUCCACCCAUGGACAGAAAGAGAGACCCGGAGAAGAAGGACCCCUCCACUACCAAAAACACACUGAAAUGCACUUUCCGGUCCCUCCAGGUCAGCAGGUUACCUGCCAGCGGUGAGAUUGCCACCACUCCGACAAUGUCCAUGACUGUUGUGACAAAAGAGAAGAACAAGAAAGUGAUGUUUUUGCCCAAGAAGACAAAAGACAAGGAGGUUGAGUCAAAGAGCCAGUGUAUUGAAGGAAUCAGCAGGUUGAUUUGCACAGCAAAACAUCAGCAGAACAUGCUGCGUGUCCUGAUCGAUGGGGUGGAGUGGAACGACGUCAAGUUCUUUCAGCUGGCAGCACAGUGGUCCUCCCAUGUCAAGCACUUUCCCAUCUGCAUAUUUGGACACUCCAAAUCUAACUUCUAGCUGUGCUUGGUGGAGGGACCUUCUGUCCGUCCCGGGGACUGCACACCAGGAGCCAGGAAUUGCGUGCCAACUCUGACUCGCGUCGCUCUGCCCUCUCCUGCAGAAUUAAUUACAGAUGUGCUUGGAUUACCUUUGAAUUACUUUUUUCUAUUAACUCUUAAGUUUACUACAAGGGAAGGAAACCCCUUUAAACAAAGGCAAAAAAACCCAGUCUUAAAUAUAGAUGUGCUGACAACAUGAAGUCGUGGGGGAGUUGGCAGGAGCAGGCAACCUGCCCAAGAACACCUACCACUUAUGAGCAGAUAGCUGAAUAACUGCACUGCUUAUUAACCUGAGACCUCAUUGGUGUGAAUGGGCUGGGGGAGCCGUGGAUCAGCUCAAACAGAUUUUUGCGGAAGAUCAUGCGCAUUACGGUGCAUUUGGCCCCCUCCCUCUGUAUUUCUAGGAAAAAAACAUGGCCAGUCUUUCUUCCUGCUGCCAAAGGAUGAGAGAUCAGCAAGUCUGGAGGGAGUUCAACUGUCCAGUUUAAAAAACAAACCACUCGCAUAGCUAGGGAGGUCUGGAGAGGACAUCCCCUUUGGAGUGUGGAGUCUGCCAUGGGGAUAGACAGGUGUUUGUGCUGAAGCAAUGCCUGAGGAGGGUUGUGCAGCAACAGGAGUUAGGGAAACACUAGGUGUAAGGAAACUCCAGUGUCCCAGGUCUGUGACAAUGACCAAACCAAGCCAGUCACAAUGUCCCCGCAGCUGGCUGCGCUGCUGAGGGACGCCGCGUCAGUGGGGUCGCUGCUAUUUACAUACUCACACCAAUUAUUUACCUGUCAAUAAAACCUCGUCCAGCCUCUAAAGGGAAAGGAUUUUUUUUAACAGCUGCAGAUUUUUUUUAAUGCUUUCUAAAAAAAAAAAAAAAAAAAAAAAAAAAAGAGGGGAAAAAAAUUAAGUUGCCAAAAAAACGAACCCAGGAAGAUGAGCCGUUGUCUGUGAAGUGAUACAUCACUGUAGUGGCUGGACCAGGAGCCAGCCAGGCGCUCUGCAUGUCCAGCUGCCUUCCCGUCCAUCUGUCAAACUGCACAUGUGAGGUAGCGUGGGCUGCUUUAUCUGCUGCCUUUGUCCUGCCCUGACCUCACUGUGCUCCCCAGAGCCUGCUGCCGUCUCCCUCAUGCACCUCUCCAGGAUGGGUGCAGACUGCCUGGCUUCAGGGCCACUGCAGAAGUGCAUUUUCACCAUGCCAUUGAACCACCCAGGACCUCUCCUCAAAGGGACUGAGAGACUGUAACAAAACUGAAGGGUGCUGGGGGUAGGCAGUCUCCCGCAGGCUGCUUUGUAGAUGGACGUUGUCCUUACCUUCUGCUUUCUAAGUGUUCCUCCCCACAGGCAUUUCUCUGUGGAUUGCAUCCCUUCCUCAGCAGGAUAUGCUUUUGCCCUGGCACAGCAUUGCUUAUGGGUUGAGGCUGUGCUGGGGGUUUCAGUCCCAAGGUGCAGUGGAAGCUGUAGCUAGGACGUGAGAGAGGAUGAAGCCAGCCCAGGUUCUCUGUCCACCUCGGGCCGCAAGACAUCCUGUGAGAUGGAGGAGUGAGAUUUUUGGGUGUCUUGCACUGUUGGCUUGGCUCUGGCUGCACUUGUGUUCACUUCAUACACCUUGCUGCUGUCAGGGACACUUGGGGUGCCAGGACAAGGGGAUGCUCUUACAAGGAGACAGCGUGACAAGCUGCAGGUCUGGGUGGCUCUGGGUGCUGCAGAUGUGUCCUUUUGCUCUCUAGGCUUCCCAAGGCAUGCCUGGGAGGGACUGGGAGCAGGUGGCUGCUGGGGUUUGGGGAGCAGAAUGUGCUUGCCAUGUGGAAGAACAGACAUCUCUGGAAUUUCAGGGUAAGGGACUAAAGUUUUUGAUGGGGUGGGUCCUUUUGGGUCCCACCCUUGUGGACAGGCCAGGCUCUGUGAGCAUUUCCAGAAGGCACUUUCUGAGGGCAGUAAUGCUUUUGAACUUUUUGGUGGCUGGCUCUGGGGGGUUUUUUUGUUUUGUUUUGGUUUGUUUUUUUUUUUUUGCCUGAUCCCUUACCCUUGGGUUUUUAAAGGCUUUGGAAACCCGCUUUGCCCUGCUUAGCAGGUCCUGCUCUGUACAGGGACUGCCCAGGUUCUUUUGGGCAGGGCAGUGGUGGUGUGCUCAGUUAGGCCUUCUCCUGCUGAUGGGGAGUGAGGGAUUAUUAGGCGAGAGUGUGGUCCCUGCUGGAUCUAGUGCCUGUUGCAGCUCACAGCACGGGCUGCUUCACCAACUCUGAUUUCAUGAAACCCUUUCCCAGCAGAAGUACAACCUACUUGGCGAGGGACUGGAUAUUCCCUUCAAACCACACAGGGGAGGAGGAUAUGGUCCCAUGUCCGGUGGCACGCUGCUAGGCAGGACAUAUUGUCUAGUUGCAAUACUCUGUUUCUUCCUGCAGUCUGCUAGCUCUUGGCUGUGGCAGAAGCUCGGCUGUAGUUUGAACGUUGUUGUGUCCAUCAGUUCAUGCUUUUUCGGUUGACCUGAGCUGAUGCUCUGGGACUGUAUAGCAUUGCCUAGCAACGGUAGCGUGGGAGAUGGUGUAUAAGCACAUCACUUCUUUUUCUUUAUUGAGGCUGUUGCAUCAAAAAAAAAAGCUUUUUAAAGGAAAUUAGUCAGUGUGUGAUUUCUUCCUCAAGUCUCACACUGGUGUGACGAGUGAUUGGGCUGGGUUCCAGCACCAGGAGCCGCACGCAGCCUGGGCAGCUCUCAGUGCUGGAGCGUGUUACUGCUGGAGAGGUGGGGUGGACUGACCAACUGCAAUAACUUUGUUUACUGGGGGGGUGAGGGGGGAACCAUCACUGUGCUCCUCUUUGUAUUUCAACCUACUGUAAAGAAACAAAUGGUAGCUAGGACAGGAUUUCCAGGGUCCUGCCUGUCAAAUGUGUGUUGCCCUGCUCUACUCUGUGUGUGUGUGUGUGUGAGAGAGAGAGAGAGAGAAACUCUUCUGCUCAUUGCAUUUCAUGUUGGUUUGUGUUUUGUUCUAACUUCAUACAUGCGAAUUCACCAGGAAACUUUCUGUAUGCCUGAGACCUGAGGGCUUGCAUCUCUGCAGGGUUUCUCCCCUGUGCAAAGAUGCUGUUGCUCUGAAAUGCCCCUUCUGUGCAAGGAAACAUCCCAGCUUCUCAGCCUUGUCCUCCUGGAGCCCAGCAGUGUCAGGCUGGGUCUGCUUGUGGGCAGCUCUGUGCCCAGGGGGUGGCUGUGGUGUUUCCCAGCCUUGGAGGCAAGGGCUGGCAUGUGAGUUUGGUGGUGCUGCUCUGGUCAGGGUGUUGUGCCUCUGUUGUUUCUCUUGUAUCAUGUGGAGCCACUUUGUGCAGCUGUUUCUGUCCCUGACUGUAGGAGAAACAGGUUUCUGUCUCUAAGGAAAAUGAGCGUCAAAGCAUGCAUGUGGCUCAGACCAUUUUGGGAAGGGGCUUUGCACCUGGUGACAUGAAUGAGUGACUGAUCUCGGAUCUCCCAGCUCCCCAACAGUUUCCUGGGGCACCCUGCCGCGAGCAAGCCCCGCCGGCCAGAGGGAUCCCUGCUGCAAGGCCAGGGAGAGCUGCUGGGGCAGCAGUGGGCCUGUGCCUGCAGAGCUGUGCCAGCCUGGAGGAAUUAGGUGGUUGCAUGCAAGUCAGUGAGUGCAGGACGGCUUAGAGCAGAGACAGCACUGCUCUCUGUUUGGCUCUUGAGAGUUUUGGUGAGGAAGGUGCAACUCGAACGAAGAAACACAGUGGCAUUAUCUUGCCUGCCUGCAUUAGACAGGGCUUGCUUUGGAGCUUUGUGGUCUGACAGCAAAGGCAGGGGCUGGAGCAGGCAGCAUCUGAGCUGAUCUCUGGCUGGGAGGUGCUUUGAAGGUGGUGUCCCCUGGUGUCCCUGUCCCUUUGUGUCCCAGAGCUCACCCCUGCUCCCCACAGAGCUUGUUAUCUCCUGCUCCCCUGGCUGUGGCUUCUCAAAGCAGCCGGUUUCUUUUCCAGCUGCUCUUAGGCGAAGGGCCCCCGCCUUGCUCAGAGGUGAGGUCUCGGGGACAGGCUCACUGCUGCAUUGGGCUGUGUGACGCUGACCUAGUUUAACAGUGCUGGCGAGCAGAUGAAAGAUGGAAGGUUUUUGUGGCGUCAUGUUGCACCUUGAGUGCUUCCUGGUCCUCUGGGUUGAGUUUCCUGGAGACAAAGGCUGGACCUCAGCCCUGAGAGCGUUCAAUCAGGGCUGGCUUUCCUGCUGUGCUGGUGAAUUUGUAGACAUCUUGAUGUUUUAGCUCAGCGUUGCAGUUUCCAUCCAGUUCAACUGUUACCGGUUACAUCUCAGCAGUAACUGCAGAGUCCUCCUUAAUUACAUAUGAGUUUGGGGAGAGCCACUGUCUCUUUGGCUGUGUUUUGCUGCUUUAAUUAGUAUGUGCUUAUGGCUUCAUCCUGCAGAGAAGGCAGGGGUAGGUGGCUGGGAGGAGGUUUUUGGGGCUGGAGGAGAUGUGCCUGUUUGCUUUCCAUCAUCAAACUCAGCAGACUGCCCUGUGCUUAAGCUGUGAUUGCAGCAAAGGCCCUGUCGUGUUUCUCACCAGCAGCAUGUGCUGGAGGGAGCACUGGAGAGCUGGGGUGGAGGGCAUUGCAUCUGGCACCUCCAAGUUUAAAAAGAAAAUCCUGGUGAGAGGCAGCAGAGCUGGUGGCCUUCUCCUGCUGCUUGGUGUGCAGAGGGAUUGGGAGGGCUGGGAUUAGGGCAGUCCUGCCAUGCAGUGGUAAAGGGCUGGGGGCCCUGGAGCUUUCUUGAAGCUAGGUUGGAUGCAGUGCCUCUGUCCUCUUUGUUCAGGGGGUCUCAAUCUCGGCGGAUAGCUGUGUGGUGAAAUUUUAGUGUGAUACUCCCUCUGGGCUCAUCUGGCAGGGAGAAGGCCAGAAAUGAGCCCUAGCAUCUCCCAGAGGUUUCCUGGAACCUCUUCAGUGGGGUUCUCAUGGGAGAUGCUACUGGCAGGGCUGGCUGCUGCACGGUCACUCGGCUGCUUUGGGACAGACUGGGGGAGAAGGGGACAUGCCAGCUUGGAAAGCAGCAGGUCACUGGUUUCCUUAAGGAAGAGCCACCAGUAUGGGGCCACAUCCAGUCAGCUGCUGCUUUGCACCUUGGCUGGAGGGUUGCCAGAGCGUUGCCUGCCUGGUUGGGUACAUGCCAUGGCCACAGGGAAGUGCAUUGCGAGCAUGGGUACCAGUGCUGCGUGCUGCCAGCCUUGUCUGGACUGCAGCGUACGAGGGGACGUUACCACUCUGUAGAUUCCUGAGUUGUCCAUCUGUUUCAUUGUUGUAUUGUUUGGGUUCUAGGUUUGGUUUUUUUUUUUUUAUGAAGACAGAUUAAAUGUAAAUAGCCUUUUUUUUUUUGGAACAAACUGCAACGUGCUCGACCUCGUCAACUAUUUUAUGGUACUAAUGCAACACUAAUAAAACUGGACAUGAAAGCACA